Messenger RNA from Cololabis saira (Pacific saury), 901 nucleotides. It is a transcript of the gene prdx6, whose product is annotated as peroxiredoxin 6. The coding region runs from base 74 to 739 and encodes 221 amino acids. The record is from RefSeq and is a predicted model, not a curated record. The transcript has 5 exons. NCBI's taxonomy places the organism in Eukaryota, Metazoa, Chordata, Actinopteri, Beloniformes, Belonidae. Gene Ontology annotation, cellular component: mitochondrion; cytosol. Gene Ontology annotation, biological process: cell redox homeostasis; cellular oxidant detoxification. Gene Ontology annotation, molecular function: peroxiredoxin activity.
CGGCACGCCUUCACAAGCAGCCUGUCUGUCCACGGUGCUUUCUCUCCGUGUGAACUACAAACUGAAGGACAGGAUGCCUGGACUCUUGCUGGGAGACGAGUUUCCAAACUUCGAGGCCGACACCACCAUCGGGAAGAUCAAGUUCCAUGAAUUUCUGGGCGACUCGUGGGGGGUCCUGUUCUCCCAUCCGAGGGACUUCACUCCUGUCUGCACCACUGAGCUCGCGUGUGCAGCAAAGAUCAGCGAUGAGUUCAAGAAACGAGGUGUAAAGAUGAUCGCCUUGUCCAUUGACAGUGUUGAAGACCACCGCGGCUGGAGCAAGGAUGUGAUGGCGUAUAAGGGUGACGCAGGCAGCGCUCUUCCUUUCCCCAUCAUUGCUGAUCACAAGAGAGAGCUGUCAGUCCUUCUGGGCAUGCUGGACCCUGAUGAGAGAGACAAAGAUGGACUGCCUCUCACUGCUCGCUGUGUGUUUGUGAUCGGACCAGACAAGAAGCUGAAGCUGUCCAUCCUCUACCCGGCCACCACGGGGAGGAACUUCGAUGAACUGCUCCGAGUCAUCGACUCCUUACAGCUGACGGCACAGAAGAAGGUUGCCACACCUGUUGACUGGAAGCCUGGUGACAAAGUCAUGGUGAUCCCCUCGCUCUCCGACUCGGAAGCUGCUGCUCUCUUCCCUAAUGGGGUGACAACUAAAGAGGUGCCUUCUGGAAAGAAAUACCUGCGCUUAACCCAGAUCUGAAACUGCAAAAGAAUACAUUCUUGCUGCUCUUCACAUCAGUUUUGUCUUGGAAAUAUUUAGUAGAUGGUUGAUAUGUAGACCUGACCAACAUAACCCUUGAGCCAGGAUCAUCUACUGUCACUGAAGUGCCUUGCUCACUCAAAAUAAACUGAUUUUCACACA